AUGUCAACCAACUUCUCGGAAAUACCCAUCUUGGACCUAAGUCUAGCAGGUGAUGCAUCCACAAAACCACAACUUUUGAAAGAGCUCAAACAUGUUCUAUUAAACGUGGGGUUUCUCUAUAUAAAAAACCAUGGCGUUCCCAAGGAUACUGUAGAUGAACUUGUGAAUACCCUACCAAGUUUAUUUGCGCUUCCUGACGUGGAAAAGAAUUCGAUAGCCUUGGAAAGGUCACCACAUUUUCUAGGAUAUAGUGGUAUGGGAGCAGAGACUACUGCUCAAGUAUCAGAUCAAAGGGAACAAUUUGAGUUCGCGACGGAAUUGGAGUCUGCAUGGGUUGAAGGAGAUCCAAUCUAUAAAAAACUGCUGGGGCCAAAUCAGUGGCCUUCGUCUCUUCCGUCAAUUCGUACUAUUAUCGAAGCGUAUAUUCAAGCAUUGUUUGAACUUUCUGAAGGGUUUCUCGCACUCGUCGCGGAAGCGUUAAACAUUCCUCCAUCAUCCUUUCACUCCUUUCUUUCACCUCAACACCGCUUGAAAGUCGUACAUUAUAGUCCUAUUACCUCACCCAACAAAGAUCAAGGUGUAGGGCCGCAUAAAGAUUCAUCGGGAUGGUGGACCUUUCUUCUCCAAGCUUCUCCUCCUCAUAUCCGUGGUCUUCAAGCUAUGAAUCGAGCAGGAAUAUGGAUUGAUGUACCGAACAUCCCCGGAACAUUUGUUGUUAAUAUCGGACAAGCUUUUGAAGUAGCUACUAAUGGUUUAUGUCCGGCUACAAUACAUAGAGUAUUAUCUAGUGAGUAUGAUAGAUAUAGUAUUCCUUUUUUUCAAGGUGUACGUGGGGAUGCUACGAAAAAAGAUUUUGAAGAUUUAUGGCCACAAUUAGAGGGGCAAGGGACGAAAGAAUCUGAAAGUGGUAAGAGUAUAGACUCACCAUUUUUGAGUGGAAAGUAUGAUACUUGGGGAGAAUCUCAAUUGAGAACAAAGGUUCGGAGUCAUAGAGAUGCGGGAAAGAGGUUUUAUUCUUCUGUUUAUGAUAAGUAUGUUAAUGAGUAA
This is a messenger RNA of Botrytis fragariae, 1047 nucleotides long. Its product is annotated as putative isopenicillin n protein. Lineage: Eukaryota; Fungi; Ascomycota; Leotiomycetes; Helotiales; Sclerotiniaceae. The record is from RefSeq and is a predicted model, not a curated record. The coding region runs from base 1 to 1047 and encodes 348 amino acids. The transcript is spliced from 2 exons.